Girardinichthys multiradiatus is the source of this 5167-nucleotide messenger RNA. RefSeq names its product platelet endothelial aggregation receptor 1 (gene pear1). The record is from RefSeq and is a predicted model, not a curated record. Bases 175 to 2859 code for a protein of 894 amino acids. Gene Ontology annotation, molecular function: protein binding. Lineage: Eukaryota; Metazoa; Chordata; Actinopteri; Cyprinodontiformes; Goodeidae. The transcript is spliced from 20 exons.
CCCUGUUUGGAUGCUCGGUCGGAUUUCUUUUUGCACACUUCUUAAUGUUUACACGAACUCGGAGCUUUUUUGAAGAGCAACAUUCGUAAAUAAACGGGUCGUUUUAUUCUCGGUUCGGGGCUGGAAGUCGGUUAUGAACUGAACUAUUUCCGAUGCUGUUGGCCGAGUAGGACCAUGCAGACUUUGUUCUUCUCUGCAGUCCUGCAUCUUUUUGGCUUCCUGGUUGGACUGAGCAGCUCCCUGGACCCCAGAGACCCCAAUGUGUGCAGUCUGUGGGAGAGCUACACCACCUCAGUGAAAGAGUCCUACUCCCAUCCUUACGACCACGUGACGGAGGAGCCGUGCUCGGACCCCCGGACGUCUUACAGAUGCACUCGUCACAGGAUCACCUACAAAACAGCCUACAGGCAGGCAGUGAAGACCCAGUACCGCAGGAGAUACCACUGCUGUCCCGGCUACUACGAGAGCGGAGACCGAUGUGUUGCUCACUGCAGCAAGGAGUGCGUCCACGGUCGCUGUGUUGCUCCAAACCGUUGCCAGUGUGAGAAAGGAUGGCGGGGUGACGAUUGUUCCAGCUCCUGCAAUCACAAACACUGGGGUCCAGACUGCCGUCAGGAGUGCAAAUGUGAGAACGGAGCUCUCUGUGAUCCUGUGAGCGGAGCCUGUCAGUGUCCUCCAGGGUUCAUCGGACUCUUCUGCGAGGACUCCUGUCCGGCGGGGACCUUUGGGAAGGGCUGUCAGCAGAAGUGCAAGUGUGCGAAUGGAGGAUCCUGUGAUAAAGCAUCUGGAGAAUGUAGAUGUCGCAAUGGCUCCACCGGGACUUUCUGUGAGAAGAUGUGUAGAAAGAAAUGCCAGCCGCGAUGCCCCUGCCAGAAUGGAGGCCACUGUAAGGGCACAGGGGUCUGCACCUGUCCGUCUGGAUGGACGGGUGCGGUCUGCACGGAACAAUGUCCUGAGGGAAGGUUUGGACAAAACUGCACAGGGGACUGUGUUUGCCACAACGGUGGUAAAUGUGACCCUUUAACUGGACACUGCCAGUGUAAUGAAGGUUUCACAGGCAACAGGUGUAAUGAGGAGUGCACUGCAGGUACUUACGGUCAGGACUGUAAAGGUGUGUGCGACUGUGCUAACGGCGCCCGCUGCUACAACAUCGACGGCGGUUGUCUGUGCGAGCCGGGCUUCAGCGGCCCGCAGUGCAGGAACCGGAUGUGUCCGGCCGGGAACUACGGCAUGCACUGUGAACACACGUGUCUCUGUGAAGAGAAACACACUCUGAGCUGCCACCCAAUGAAAGGAGAGUGCACAUGCCAGCCGGGCUGGGCGGGUCUGUUUUGUAACGAGACGUGUCCCCACGGUUUCUACGGUCACGGCUGUGUGGAACCGUGUCUGUGUGUGAACGGAGGCAUGUGUGACAGCGCCACAGGACGAUGCCAGUGCCCUCCCGGCUUCAUGGGUGUUCACUGUGAGAGUCCCUGUAAAAGUGGCACCUAUGGGAAGAACUGCUCCCUGGAGUGCUCCUGUGAAAACUUCAUAGACUGCUCACCAGUUGAUGGAGCGUGCUUUUGCAAAGAGGGCUGGCGAGGGUCAGACUGCUCUGUCCCCUGCGCUGAGGGCACCUGGGGCCCAGGAUGCAACGCCACCUGUCGCUGCACCAACGGGGCAAAAUGUGACCCAGCAGAUGGAUCAUGUAAAUGCCCAGCUGGAUGGCAGGGGGCGCUUUGUGACCAGCCAUGUGGUAUGGGCACAUUUGGGCCGGGCUGCCUGAAGAGGUGCGAUUGUGUCCACGGCAGCGGCUGCCAGGCGACCAACGGGGAGUGCCACUGUCUGCCAGGUUGGAUGGGCCCCCACUGCAGUGAGCCAUGUCCAGAGGGCCUGUGGGGCCCCCACUGCAACCACACCUGCUCUAUGCACUGUCCCAACAGUGAUACUUGUUUAAGGAAAACUGGGGAGUGUGUGUGUCGCCCAGGGUACUGGGGCGCCACCUGUCAGAACAACUCCUCAGAACAGGCGGGGAGCGUCAUGGUUCCUCUUCCCCCGGGUGAGAAGGAGUCGUGGGGGGCCAUCGGAGGCAUCGCUGUGCUCGUCCUGCUGGUGGUCCUGCUGCUGGCUCUGCUGCUUCUCUACCGCCGCCGGCAGAAGGACAAGCAGAACAACACACCAACCGUGUCCUUCUCCACCAGCCGCACCGUCAACUCAGAAUACGCUGUUCCAGAUGUUCCUCACAGUUACCAUCAUUACUACUCCAACCCCAGCUACCACACACUGAGCCAGAACAGGCCUCCCCUGCCACACCUCCCCAACAACCACGACCGCAUCAUCAAGAAUACCAACAACCAGCUGUUCUGCAGCGUCAAAAACGCAGCGAGGGAGCGCCGCGGCCUGUUUGGGGUUGAGACCAACGCGACCCUGCCUGCGGACUGGAAACAUCACGAGACCCGCAAAGACUCAGGAGCGUUUGGCAUCGACCGGAGCUACAGCUACAGUGCCAGCCUCGGAAAAUAUUACAACAAAGAGCUGAAGGACUCUGUGGCGGUGAGCAGCAGCUCUCUGAACAGCGAGAAUCCGUACGCCACCAUCAAGGACCUGCCGGGCCUGCCGUUCUGCCCUCCAGAGAGCAGCUACAUGGAGAUGAAGUCGGCCGUGCCUCGAGAUCGCGCGUACACCGAGAUCAGUUCCCCGCCAUUCAGUAUGGCCACGCUACGCAGAGAGCGUCAGAGCUCCCUCGGCCACGAAUCCCAUGAAGACCCCCAGAGCCACUAUGACCUCCCUGUGAACAGCCACAUCCCCGGACACUAUGACCUGCCUCCAGUCCGCCGGCCUCCCUCUCCCCGGCCCGCCCCGAGAAGAACGUUUCAGUGAGAGGAGGGGUGGCAGAGCAAGUUUAUCCCCCUUCCUUUGGGGACGAUAAAGAAGAGCAGACUGUUUGCUCUUCACCUAUAAACUCAGUAGGUCCUGUUGGUGCCCUGGUUGAGAGCAGCAAUGCCCUCCUGUGGGCAUCGGAUGGUACUGUUGUCACCAGGACAGACAUCCAGAGCCAGCAGGUGAGAAAAGCUGGUGACAUCAGAGGGGCUUCAGCUGCUUCUAAACCUUUGGAAAACUGGGAAGUGUUUUCAGUUUGUUUUUCUAAAUUUGUUUAGGUAGAACACAUUAAUAACAAAAAAGCUUUGCAGCCGGCAGCUUCUCAUGAACUCUUUUUGGUUUUGCUCUCUUAAGAAAACUGAAGAAAAGCAUCAAUCACCAGAAUUACUGAGUCAGUCUUGCUCCUAAAUGUGGCUUCCUUCUGCUGCCGGAUGAAAACUCUGUAAAUAUGGACGUAAAUAUGUCUUCAACAACCAGCUUUCUUUAAAUUGUUCCCAGGACUAUUGUUGAUUUGCUCAUUAACAGAGGAGUGUUGUAAAUAAGCGGCUCUCUGUGCUUACAAAUUAACUUUAUUUCAUAUCUCACAGUAUUUAAAGAUCCAUUAAGUCCAAAUCUCUUUCCUUACUACAUCUUAAGUCCCAGUUGGAGAGGCGGCGGCUGGAAGGAGACGAAGACUCCUGUUGAGACCUUGAUGCCUCUGUUUUCUUUGGGUUAACAUAAAGUGGGAGAUUUAAAGACAGUUCAGAUGUUUAAAAGGAUUUUAUCUAACAUCUAAUUUAUGCAAAGAGUUGAUAUUUUCUGGAGUGAUGCUCGUUCUUCUAUCAGUGACCCAAUCUUGUCUGCUAAGUGCUUGGACUUGUUCCCAGUUUGUUGGCUUUGGUUUCUCCACCUUUUCGGAUAAAUAAUCCCAGUUUGUCAGGGUUGAUUUGGGGAGUUUUCUGACCAACAUUUGAAGUCAUUUUGGCCCUGUGAUAUGGUGCUCGAAGAACCUAAGACCGUCAGAGGAUACUUCACUGUUGGCACCACACAGUACUCAUGAUAGUUUCUUCUCUAGAAAGCUUCUUUUCAGAAUCUGUUCUGUCCUUAAUGGUUUGGACAGAAGCUUUGCUCAUUUUCUUGGCCUUCACCUCACCGUCUGUGCAGCUGCAGCCAAUAUUGUGCAAGCUCUGCCCUGAUGGUAACCUGAGUCUGAAGGACCUUCAUGAGGAGCUCGACCAGAAGUUUUCCUCUCUGGAGCUAGGAAUCAUUUAGCUUGAAGUGAAAAUAAUCUUCCUGUUACAUUUUUGUCAUAUUUCUUAAUGAAAGAAGCAACAAUAAUCAGUUUUCAAACUCAACUCAAUAUAAACUGUUCAUUUACACAGUGUUUAGGAGCCUGAACAAAGGAACAUAAAGAUGUUUCAUCAGAUAAAGGUCUGUUUAUCAUACAGCUGUACCUCCCUUCUUCGGUUAGAUCAACCCUGAACCCUAUUAGGACUUUUGUCCCAACGUUUUGUGAUCAUUUUGGUCGUUCUACAGGAUGUUACUGAACUUUUAAUUUCAGUAAAAUGUCUUUUACACCCUGAAGCAUUUCACUCCUUCUAGAGGGCUUCAUGGCAAAAAAAAAAAAAAAGUGCUCAUUUUUUCAUAAAUGACUUCUCAAACUUGCUCAAAGCUGUCAAACAUUCAGUCCUUUUCAGGAUUUUAUCCCUUUAAAUUUGAUGCAAUAUAAAAUAUAUUUUCCACAUUUGAAGGGGAAUUGGGCUUUGACAAAAGGGGCAAGUCUUGGAUAAGCCAAAGAUCAGCAACAAAAUAUAGUUGAAUAUUUAUGUAGUACAUAUGUAUGCAUGUAUGUAGUGUCGACACCAUCAUGUCCAGGAAUGGCCUUAUUGACUUCCAUCCAUAAAAACCAUAAAUGCUUUAAUGUUAGUGUUGCAUUUUAAUGGACCUCUCAGCAGAUGCACAAAACCUGCAUAUUGUUGCCAGUCAUGGAGCUGUGCGACUGGGAGGCUGCAGAAGCUUUGCUUUGAGCAUGUACGUUAUUUGCCAUGAAGUUGUCCAGAGACUAGAAGUGACACGGGUUGCCCUCUUCACCUCUGCCAACUGACUUUGGUAGCCCGGUGGAGUCAAGCCAACCUGUUUGUAGACCUUUCUUGACGUCUUCAGCUGCUUCUAACCUGCAGAAAAUGUUUGAUUUCUCCAAUUCCACCUGAAUGUACUUUAUGCUGUAAAUAUUCAUGUUUUUUAAAAACAUUUAAUCUUGUAUUUCUCAAUGUAACUGUGGGUACAUGUAUGUGUUUUUAUAAUGCAAAUAAAAAUGUUCACACUUUCA